Messenger RNA from Polyodon spathula (Mississippi paddlefish), 4484 nucleotides. Its product is annotated as gamma-taxilin-like. Gene Ontology annotation, molecular function: syntaxin binding. NCBI's taxonomy places the organism in Eukaryota, Metazoa, Chordata, Actinopteri, Acipenseriformes, Polyodontidae. Gene Ontology annotation, biological process: regulation of cell cycle. Bases 350 to 1852 code for a protein of 500 amino acids. The transcript is spliced from 10 exons. The record is from RefSeq and is a predicted model, not a curated record.
UUAAUUUUGUUUCCCGAACAGUUCCACGUUGUGCGUAUUUAAGUUUAACGCUUGAUUCGGAGACAAUCUCAUAAACGCAUUUUUUUACGUGAUGACUUUAUUUAAGUUUGAAUCCGGACUGUUUUCAAGGCUAUGUAUGUUUGUUCUUUGUAUGUAGCACGGCAUAUAUCUUAAGCACGCUCUGUUUUCGUUAUACUUUGUUUAAUUUAAGAAGUCUGACAACUACCAAUGCGGCUGUUAAAUGAGGCGCUGCUGCAGUGAAGCACGUGUUGGUGUGAGUUUAUGAAACGUAGUGAUAGUCUAGGAAAAUAGUUUGCUUUUAAACAUUGAUUCAAGCGCAGAAAGAAGCAUGGUUUGUUGUCCAAGGAGUGCCUGUUUUUUGUGUUUUUUUUUUUUUUUUUUUUGUAUUUUGAAUCAACCUGGAAACGUCACACCAUACAACCUCCUCCAGUUUUUUGUACCAUUCACAGAGCGAUCAAUGGCGACCCCAGGAGUGUGUGGGAUUGAUGUACUGGUAAGCAGCUCCUGUAUAGGUCUAGGUUCUCCCUGCCAUGAUGGAGCAGGAAGCCUCCUUCAGCAUGAUUGCUGCACUAAGGAAUCCAGAGGAGAAACGCCCGGAAGAGAGGAUUCCCGUAAUGAGCCUCCAGAUGGGCAGCACGACCCAGAGGCUGACAAGAGCAAGGAAAAAAAAGGGCUAGGUAAAGAAGUAUUAUUAUUGAUGGAGGCACUAAACACACUGGCAUCUCCUGAAGAGAAGCUUGCAGCCUUGUGCAAGAAAUAUGCAGAUCUUCUAGAGGCAAGUCGGACUGUUCAAAAGCAGAUGAAGCUGCUCCAGAAGAAUCAGGCUCAGAUUGUGAAAGAGAAGAUUCACCUGCAGAGUGAACACAGCAAGUCCAUCCUGGCUCGCAGCAAGCUGGAGAGCCUGUGCAGAGAGCUACAGCGACACAACAAGACCCUGAAGGAGGAAAAUAUGCAGCGGGCGCGUGAGGAUGAGGAAAGGCGCAAAGAGGCAACAGCACACUUCCAGAUGACACUGAAUGAAAUUCAAGCACAGAUGGAGCAGCAUAACAUCCACAACACUAAACUCCGUCAGGAGAACGUUGAACUGGCAGAGAAGCUGAAGAAACUCAUUGAACAAUAUGAUCUGCGGGAGGCGCACAUCGACAAGGUGUUCAAGCACAAGGAGCUCCAGCAGCAGUUGGUCGAUGCAAAGCUUCAAAGAACAACUGAACUCAUGAUGGAGGCGGAGCACAAACAUCAGCAGGAGAGAGACUUUCUUUUAAAAGAAGCAACUGAAUCAAGGCACAUGUGUGAGUUGAUGAAGGAGCAGGAGUCCCAACUCAAACAGCAGCUUUCUCUGUAUAUGGAUAAGUUUGAGGAGUUUCAGACCACUCUUGCAAAGAGCAAUGAGGUGUUCACUACCUUCAGGCAAGAAAUGGAAAAGAUGACAAAGAAAAUCAAGAAGCUGGAAAAGGAGACUACUGUUUGGCGUACCAAAUGGGAAAACAAUAAUACAGCUCUCCUGCAGAUGGCAGAAGAGAAAACUGUACGGGAUAAGCAUUACAAAGCCCUUCAACUAAAGCUGGAGCGCCUGGAGAAGCUGUGCAGGGCUAUGCAGAUGGAGAGGAAUGAUCUGAACAAAAAGAUGGAAGUCCUUCAGGGGCAGCUGUCUGAGGGGACUGUACCAACAGAGGCUGCCAUGGAGGCGCCCUGCAGCACAGAACAGCCGGGCGAGGAGGAGACUGUGGACUCAGCCAGUGAGGACAUGGGCACCCAACCAGACACAGGUGUUGCUGACCAGCCAGGGUGCCUUGAUGCCGAAGGCUCAGCCACUUCAGUUAAUGUGAACUGAGAAAAGGCCUAAAUGUAUUUUGUGAAGGUAUAUAUUUUUGUGUAAUAAUAAUAAUAAUAACAAUAAUUAAUUUGCUCUGUACUUGGUAAUUAUUGGCUUUAUGGUGAGGAUUUCUUAUUUCAUUUUUCUACCACAUCUGUAUUUUCUUAGAAAAUAUUGAAUUUCAUGUGGUUCAAAGUAGCUGUAACUUGCAACGUUCGUAAGUCAACUUUUGCGCACAUCUGCCUCAUUUGUAUUGCCUUGAUUUAAUUCCCUCGUCUGCAAUACCACAGUCUGAUAUUUGUGGACAUCAGCAUUUCAGAGGAAACCUAAUUUUAAAGGGAAUUUACACAGGGCUAUAUUUCUUUUGGUUUGUAAGACAAGUGAAUUAUCUUAAGAGUUUACAUUUGGGUCAUUCAAGUUUUCAGUUGAGAAACCAGUGUAAAUAUGGUUUGGAAUGUUUUAUGUUGCAUUCUCCAAAGCCAAGUAGUAGUAUAAUUCUUAAGCUAGACCCCUUGCAAGGUGCAGUCUUUCUUGAAGAAAUCAAUGCAACGUUCUGGUUAAAGUUUACAUAUAGCAAGGUAACAGAAAAGGGGUUUAAGACAUUUCAGACUUUUACUAUGAGCCGUGGUGCUACAUGCAGCAGUCUACUUACAUUUUCUAUAAAAUAUUUAAGCAAAAUUGGAAAGAAAAUAUCAUAUUUCUGUGAAUCAAAUGUUACCUCUGCUUCACAGCUGUCAUUCCCAUUCUUUAUUCCACAAGCCUGCCUUUUAGUAUAGUGAAUGUUAAUAUGUUUUUUAAUUAUUUUUUUAUUAAUGCAAACUGCUUUCUAAAAUUCCUUGGUGGCAUGUCAUUGCUGUCCAUUUUGCCAUGAUCACAUGGUGCCACCUCAUGGAAUGAAACCCUACCAAUGAUUCCAGUCAACUGCAGUAGACUUUUACCAACAUACAGAACAUUGUACAAGCAAUAUCAAUGUGCACAUUUUCCAUGCAGUAGAAUUGUGUACAGAAAGCCUUUCUGUACACUUUCUGUAAGCCUUUUCAUUGUAAAUCCUUGAGUUGCAUAAACUGUUGUUCUUAGAGAGUCUUUUGUUGCCUGAUUGAACAGAAAAGUAUUAGCAUUGUAAAAGUGUACCUUCCUUUUCCAUUUUGAUAAUUACACCACGUGGUUGGAGGAAACUAAUGCCCAAUGGUAGACAUGCACCAAACCAAACACUGUAUACCUUCCCAGGAUUUUAGUACUGGUAUGAUGAAUGUAAAUAUGUUUUUUACAAAUAGGUCUGUUGCUUUAAUUACUCCAGGGCUGACUGUACCUUCGUCCACUUGUUCGUGGUGGAAAUACAGGGUUUACUGCCAUCCACAUUCCUCAGGGUUGGUACAAGUUAAUCUCUUAGACUGGACAAUUGGAAUCCAGGGUUUAAACUCUGAAGGUGGUGUAUGUACUUAUUUUUAAUUCUACUUUACUUGCAAAUAGAAUUGGCUUCAUCUAGACAACACUAUAUUGGAUUUAACUUUGGGACCAGAGAGAGAAAGGAAAAUCUAUAUAUUUUUGUGCAAAUUAUAAAUACCUUUAUUUAAACCACCAUGCUUCUGAGCAGUAGCUUACUCUAUGCUACUUAGAUUUAUUUUUUUGCACUUUUGAGAUAACAUUUCUAAACCACAUGCUUAAAAUCAGUAGCGUUUUUGUUAACUUUCUAUUUCCUCAUUCCUUGUAACAGUACUUGAAUGUUGGUGUAUUUACACUGCCAAAAACUGAGUGCAAUAUGUACUGAAAAAUCAAGCUUGUAAUAAAAACUGUUCCCAAAAGUAGGGAACGCAUGGCUGGUAAACUCUCAUGUCAUUAGUACUUCUGGAUGUGAAAAGUUUGGUAAUCUACAGAACUUUGGUUUAAUUCUCUUACUACAUCCAUCCCAGACACACAAAAUACCGUCUUUUCUUCAUUGGGUGUCAAUGCUGGUAUGCAGGCAGUAUUGCCAAUGGGUUACUAGUUGCUAACACAAUGUCCAGAAUGGAAUUGAUUUAUCAGAUGAAUUAUUUAGGUUUUCCAAACUUUGACCAUAUCAGACCCACUGAGCCAGACUGACGCAUUUAUAUGGAGUCUGGUCCAAAAGUGGGUGGGAGGGAGGUCCUAUAGCAUUUUGGUAAUGCAGAUUUUGUGAGCCAAAUUCAUUGAGUUUUCUAAACAAUGUGAAUGUGUACGAUUCAAAGUAGAAGGCAGUGAGGACUGCGUGAUUUGUACUAAGGGUAUUGAUUGUGUCAUUGUUAAUUUGACAUACCUUAUGCUUUUGGUGUAGUCCUCAAAUAAAAAAAUAAAAAAAAUGUUUUCUGACUACCUGUUUCAGACCAAUACCAGGAUUUAUGCCAUGUUUGGGAUUUUUUUAUUAAUUUUAUGUACUUUUUUCUUCUUUUUAUGAAACCCAGAUGGUUGUACUUGUUCAAAGAACUGUUUUAAAAGCUACUAUAUUUGUUUGGGUUGCUGUCAUUAUUGAUGUAAUGUGUUGACUUUUUCUGUUUUCCACUAGUAUGUAGUUAUGCUAGUUUGAUUCUCAGGUUAUGCAAAAAAACAACAAAAAAAUCUACCUCUUCAAGGUUUAUACAUGAGGCUGUGAAACAAAAUGAGGUAGAAAUCUAGUUUGUCUUUUUUUAAAGCUUGU